AUGCCCGAUUUCCUGCCUAAAGAAAAACAGACCUACAUUAAAGAGUUUGUUCUUUUGGGCUUUUCCUACAAGCCUGAAGACAAAUAUUUCUUCUUCCUCCUCUUUCUGCUGAUGUACACUGCUGGAUUCCUGGGCAAUACCAUGAUGAUCCUCCUCAUCACCUUAGAAGCGCGACUCCAAACCCCCAUGUACUUCUUACUACGUAGCCUCUCAGUCAUUGAUCUUGGCUUCCUCACAGUCACGGUGCCCCAAAUGCUAGUUCACAUCAUAUCUACUUCCAGGACCAUCCCCUUCUAUUCCUGCCUGGCUCAGUUCUUCUUCUUCUACAUUUUUGGCGUCACUGAUCUCCUUCUCGUGAGUGUCAUGGCCCUGGAUCGCUGUGUAGCGAUUUGUAAUCCUCUUCAUUAUGCCUCAGUGAUGAACCAAAAGGUUUGUGGGCAUUUAGUGGCUGGGUGUUGUAUCGUUUCUAUCUUACACUCCAUGCUGCAUGCCGGCCUGCUCCUGCGUCUCAGUUAUCGAGGGAAAAAUCACCUGGCCCAUUACUUUUGUGACCAUCAGCCCUUGCUGCAGCUGUCCUGCUCAGUCACCCGUGUCAACGAGGCAGUCAUCUUCUUUGAAGGUGUCAUUAUCAUCCUUGGACCUUUCGUCUUCAUCAUCCUCACCUACAUUCGUAUUGUAGUAGCUAUAAUGAAGUUCACUUCUUCUGGGAGACGCAAAGCUUUCUCUACCUGUGGGUCUCACCUGACUAUAGUGGGCCUCUUUUAUGGGGCCAUUAUUGCUGUUUAUUUCUUGCCCACCUCCAGCUAUUCCUCUCAGAGAGGUUCAGUUUUUGCUCUGGUAUACACAGUCAUCACCCCAAUGUCCAACCCUUAUAUCUAUAGUCUCAGGAAUAAAGAAGUGAAAGAUGCUCUGAGAAAUCUCUUGAGAAGAUCCCUAUUUUCUCAAAACUGA
Molecule: messenger RNA, 951 nt
Organism: Protobothrops mucrosquamatus (brown spotted pit viper)
Lineage: Eukaryota; Metazoa; Chordata; Lepidosauria; Squamata; Viperidae
Product: olfactory receptor 1B1-like
Exons: 2
Coding region: 1-951 (316 amino acids)
Biological process (GO): G protein-coupled receptor signaling pathway
Cellular component (GO): membrane
Molecular function (GO): G protein-coupled receptor activity; olfactory receptor activity
Source: RefSeq, a predicted model, not a curated record